AUGAUCGUGAUGAAAAAUGUGCGUGUCAUCGCUUUUGCCGCGUUGGACAAUCCUGAACUCCCGAAGGAACAAGCCUUUGAACAGUGUCUACUUGACUCACGUACUUCGGAUAUUGUACCGAUCGUUGUUGGUGCAUGUCUUGCUGGACUCGUCGUCAUCGUUCUUGUCGCUUACCUGAUCGGAAGAGCUCGCGCUAAGCGUCAGGGUUACGCUAGCGUCUAG
This is a messenger RNA of Ostertagia ostertagi, 222 nucleotides long. Lineage: Eukaryota; Metazoa; Nematoda; Chromadorea; Rhabditida; Trichostrongylidae. The record is from the annotation of a GenBank genome assembly.